Molecule: messenger RNA, 1319 nt
Organism: Microbotryum saponariae
Lineage: Eukaryota; Fungi; Basidiomycota; Microbotryomycetes; Microbotryales; Microbotryaceae
Source: the annotation of a GenBank genome assembly
AUGUCAACCGCGACGAUCGAGACCUCGUUGAGCUUCGGCUCGUACGACUGGAUCUGUACCCAGGCCGCCUUGGUCGUUUGUCCACUCGUGGGUAGUUCGACCUCGGGGGGCUAUGGCAUCUCCCCGACGUGCUAUGCGCGCAAUGUCGAGAUCGGCACCACGCUCAUAUUCCAACCGGGUACGCGACCACUGCGCGUUCACUCGCAACGAGCGCAGAGUGGCGGCUGAUGCUGAUCGACUGACGUAAACUGUGGCCCCUUCCUCAGCCGCGAGCUUCCUGCACAUCACCGCGCUCGGCAUGGUCGCCGUCAUGAUCCUCCACAUCCGAGCCAAAUACACCGCCGUAGGCAGGAAGGAGAUUGUCACCUUCUUCUACCUCUACUUUGUCGUCGAACUCUUGUCCAUCUUUCUCGACUCGGGCAUCAUCCCUUCUUCGUCCGUCGUCUACCCCGUCAGUUGGGCCUUUCUCCCUUGACGCGUCGCACGCUCUAGAGCCCACCCACGCGUUCGGCAUCAAGCAGUCUGGUCUCGCUGACACUUUCCCUCUUGCUCUGACAGUGGUUCGCGGCCAUUCAUCUCGGCUUGAUUUGCGCCACAUUCUGGUCCCUGCUCUGGAAUGGCUUUGUCGGGUUCCAGCUGUGGGAGGACGGCACACCGCUUUCGCUCUGGGUUGGUCUGGCUCUCGAAGAACGCACAUUCCGAGCUGGUGCAGAGAUUUCUGACCGUACCCCCACAUUAUCGUACAGUCACUCCGUUUGUCCUGCCUAGGCAUCUUCCUCGUCUCGGGCUUUAUCGCGAUCGCGACCUUCAAAGGACUCGCGUCCUUCUCUCGCUCGAAACCGACCGCGCUCUGGAUCGUCGAGUUCAUCUUCAACCUCGCGUGCCUCGUCAUCUACAUCGUCCUACAACUCAUCCUCGUCAUCCGCACCCUCGACGAUCGCUGGCCGAUCGGCGACAUCCUCUUCGGCACGGCCUUCUUCGUCAUCGGCCAAGCGCUGCUUUACGGUUUCUCCGUCACGAUCUGCGAUGCCGUAUCGCACUACAUCGAUGGGCUCUUCUUCUCGACGUUGUGCACCUUGUUCGCGGUGAUGAUGGUGUACAAAUACUGGGAUUCGAUCACCAAGGAGGACCUCGAGUUCUCCGUUGGGUCCAAGCAGGCCGUGUGGGAAGUCAAGGAAAGCCUGUUGAGGGGUGAUAACGACGAGGACGUGUUGGCUCAUACACCGGGUGGGUAUGGCGCCUAUGGAGCUCAGGGGCAUUCUACGUUCAACACUCAGGGCUGUAAGUACCUCGUAAUAUUUGUGCAAUUGAUCAAAUGA